Molecule: messenger RNA, 1605 nt
Organism: Colletotrichum graminicola M1.001
Lineage: Eukaryota; Fungi; Ascomycota; Sordariomycetes; Glomerellales; Glomerellaceae
Product: major facilitator superfamily transporter
Exons: 1
Coding region: 1-1605 (534 amino acids)
Biological process (GO): allantoate transport; transmembrane transport; dipeptide transport
Cellular component (GO): plasma membrane
Molecular function (GO): dipeptide transmembrane transporter activity; allantoate transmembrane transporter activity
Source: RefSeq, a predicted model, not a curated record
AUGGCUGAAAUCGACAACACAAAGCCGACGGAGCUGCAUCCGACCGAGGCCGUUUCUAGCUCGGAAAAGCGAUCCAACUCAAUCACAUCUGCCCUAUCUCCGGCGGAGGCAGAGUCGACAGCUGAUACUGCAAAGCCACAACGACCAAAGACCGGCGGUGACGCUGCUCUUGACCUACUCAACGAGACGGGACGUCUGAGCCAGACAGCCGAUCCGGAGCUUAACCAAAGGCUGAAGCGCCGUAUCGAUACCCACAUCAUGCCUCUGAUCUGCAUCGUGUACUUCCUGCAGUAUAUUGACAAAACAUCCAUUUCUUACGCCAGCGUGACUGGCAUUCAGCAAUCUACCGGUCUUCACGGCAACCAGUUCAACUGGGUUGCCUCCAUCUUCUUCUUCGGCCAGCUCGCGUUCGAGUUUCCCACCAUCCGGCUCAUUCAGAUGUUCCCUCUGGCAAAAUACACCUCCAUAAACGUUACUCUGUGGGGCCUCGUCCUGGCUUGUCUUGCGGCUUGCAAGAACUAUGCCAGUCUUCUAGUCUGCCGUUUUCUCCUCGGCGUCCUCGAAGCUGCUAUCGUUCCGGCCUGGGUUCUCUUCACUUCGCAGUGGUACACCAAACAAGAGCAGGCAUUCCGCGUCGGCAUCUGGUUCUCGGUCUGUGGUGCAGCCCAGAUGUUUGGGGGCUUUUUCGCAUACGGUGUUGCAGUCCAUGUCGGAAAGGACCCCGACGCCGCCCUCCGUGGGUGGCAGAUAAUCUUCCUGUUCCUCGGCCUACUGACAGCUGCCGUCGGAGUUGCCUUUUGGUUCAUCAUGCCAGACUCGCCAGCUUCCGCAAAGUUCCUUUCCCAUCAAGAAAAGGCAGCUCAUCUCGAGCGCAUUCGUGACAAUGAGCAGGGCAUUGGCUCGCAGCAGUUUAAGUGGAAGCACGUCAAGGAGGCUCUUCUCGACACGAUGACCUGGCUUUACGCCUUCUGGAUCUUCGCGGCCAACAUCCCCAACUCCAUCGCGACUAGCUUCGGCAAUAUCCUUGUGAAGGGCAUGGGCUACACGGGUGAGGAAUCGUUGCUCCUCGUGACCCCGCUCGGCGCCUAUGAGAUUGUUGCAUUGCUUGGUCUGACGUGGUUGGCGAUGAAGACACGACAGCGGCUUUACUGGUGCAUUGCUGGUCACAUUCCUGCCAUCAUCGGCGCCAUUCUGAUGGCGACUACGUCAAAGGUGCCCGCCCUCAUCGGAUACUACACUUCGGGAGGUAUCCCGAUCGGAUGGACGACGAUCUUGGGCCUCCAGAGCUCCAACGUAGCCGGUUCUACCAAGAAGAUUACCGUUGCUUGCAUUGGUACAAUCGCAUACACCGUUGGUAAUAUCAUCUCACCCCAGACUUUCCAAGCCCGUGAUGCGCCAAGGUAUCUGCCCGCCAAGAUCUCAAUCUGUAUCAUCUACUUUCUGGUCACGGUGGACUUGUUUGUGAUGCGUUGGGUACUGGAUCGAAGAAACAAGAAGCGUGAUGCGGAAAAGGCUGCGCUUGGGGAUGCAUACAAGGUGGAAGAAAAUCAUGAGUUCUGGGAUCUCACCGAUCUCGAGAACAAAGAAUUCAGGUAUGAGCUUUGA